Molecule: messenger RNA, 1041 nt
Organism: Volvox carteri f. nagariensis
Lineage: Eukaryota; Viridiplantae; Chlorophyta; Chlorophyceae; Chlamydomonadales; Volvocaceae
Exons: 10
Coding region: 1-1041 (346 amino acids)
Molecular function (GO): oxidoreductase activity
Source: RefSeq, a predicted model, not a curated record
AUGAAAGGUGGUAGAACGUACGGCCAUCAACUGCUUGUGCUCUUCUUAAACAAGUGCUCGGGCCGAAACGGAUACUCUGCGAAACCUGUUUCCGUGUUUUCGGCAAAGAGGUCCGGGAACACCGGAAAGACUGAAACUAGUUACCGGCCUUUUCGGCAAGCGCGCGGCUGCUACCGCAAGCUGUACUGGGGCCAUGACAAGCCGCUUCUGCUACUGCUGUUGUCGUACACCUUGGCGACCAGCGCCUCCGUCGCCAUGGCGGCGAGUCACGAGCUCAUCCACAGCCGCAACCCUGUGCACCUGGCGACGGCGUGGAUGUUCCUUGCGCUGUACUGGUGGUACCCGUACUACAGGGCCCAUCUGCAGCACCACCUGCACGUCUGCACCCCCCCCGACUACACAUGCGCCCCCAAAGGCCAAGACUUCUAUUCGUUCUUUUUGCCGUACUACGCCGGCAGCUACAAGGAGGCCUGGCAUCUGGCGGUUCAGGAGUGCAACCGGGCAGGCAAGUCGAAAUUCAGCCCCCAUAACAGGCGAGCGGCACUGACGGUCGCCAUGUACGGCAUUUUUGGUCCAGUAGCCAUCGCCGUACACCUGACCUCUAAUUUCAUCCUGCUGGUCUACAUGGCGGUCUUUGACUACAUUCUACAUUACGGCCUUGUACGGCAGCCGAUGCCGGGCAAUUCACGCCGCUACACACCCAUCACGCCGUACACAAGCUGGAACUCGCUGUAUGCACUGGAGGUAACGCAGAAGGGGAUGACAAACGGCGUGUUGUUUAACGUACUCCUCCACUCCGACCACCACCUGCACGGUGUGAAGAGCUACCGCGUGUUGCGGCCGCCCCCCGCACCCCCCGGAGGGGCGGUCUGCGGCCCGUGCUUCCCUGGGCCGGUGAAUCUUCUGGCUCUGGCCGUGUUCGUGCCGCCGCUGUGGAUGGCCCUCAUGGACACACGAGCCGACGAAGCCAACGCCAAGCAUAUGGAGUAUCUGGGCCUUACGGGUACGACAACUGCGGAGCUGGCAGCGGUGUCGGGGUAA